Messenger RNA from Chironomus riparius, 3627 nucleotides. The record is from the annotation of a GenBank genome assembly. Lineage: Eukaryota; Metazoa; Arthropoda; Insecta; Diptera; Chironomidae.
UUAAAAUUUAAAGAAAAAUCUUUAAGAAUAAUUUUUGGAUAUCUGUGCAUUGAAGGAACUUUGAAGUGAAUUUUUUAUUGUUCUUACUUUUUAAAAUAAAACAAUAUAAAACAAAUAAUAAAACUGUGGUUAUCAAAAAAAGAUAAAAAUAGAUAAGACAAAUUUAAAUAAAAUUAUUAGAUAAGUGAAAAUUUCUAUUUUAAAAGGAAUCAACCCAACACAAUUCCUCAAGUCUGUUGAACUCAUCAUCAUUCCAUAACGACUUAAAUAAUAACAGUAAUGAAUUUUACGAAAACGGUGAUAACGGGAGUGAGCAUGGAACUGUUAAUCUAUCAAAUCAGCAUAAUGAACGAGCUAUGAACGACGUUGAAUAUAAAAAUCAAAUAAAAAAGUUCACAAAUCAUCACGAUUUAAAUGACAACGCACUAGCAUCCUUAGACGAAGCAGAUAGCGAUGAUCAAAUGGACGCAGAUGAUUGCAAACCACAUGUAACAUUCAGCAUAACAGAUAGCAUUAAGAAGUCAUCACGCAGUUCAUCAUUAGCAGGAACAAAACCAAACGAUUCAAACAAUAAUCUUAACGACAUUGCGGCUCAUUUUAAUGAUUUUAUUUUCCCAGCCGAUCAGAACAACAACGAUAGUAAAAAGAUUGACGAGAAGAGUGAAAUUUUUCACGCUAAAUUGAGAAAUUUACAAAUGCAACAACUUUUACAGCAACAUGUCUUUUCACCACAUAAAUUGCAGCAGUUAAUUGUCAAUCAACCAGCAAUGUCAUCAACAAAAGAGUCGCUCUUUCAUUUCGAACAAAAACGUAAACAAAUGGAAAUGCUUAUGCAUCAAAUUCAGGAACAAUUGCAUGCAAAUAUCCUACAACAAACACAUUUGUUGCAGCAACAGUCACCGAAUGGUGAAAAUAAUUUAAAGAAAAAUUCAUCGACAUUUCAAUUGCAACAAAAAUUGGCGAUUCAACAGCAGGAACUGGCACAGCAAUUUCAAUUAAUACAGAGACAGUAUUUGUUGCAUCAGAGUGGAAUGCAGUUGUUGUUUCCGCAACAUCAUCAGCAGAUGCAGAAUCUUUCGAGUCACUGCAACGACUUUCAUUCGCCGAACAACAACAACAAUGACGACGUCGGUCAUAAAACGCACUCGAGUGAUACACAAAAGGGGCAUCUGUUUGACAAUGAAAUGAAUGCAAAAUUGAGCUUCAAAUCGAAUGACUCGAACAACAACAACAAUAAUAAUAAUAAUGGCAGCAGUAACUCAACUGAGAAUGAAUCAAUUGGAAAGGAAAAGGACGAGAUUGAGGCGAAGGAUGAGAAAGUCAUUGAGGUUAAUGGCAAUCGUGAUGGCAGUCCAAAAAGCGGGAAUGCAGCUGCUGUGCCACCGAAUUUUCUUCUCAAUGAUCUCAAUAGGAAUUUUCUAGCGACUGGAUUUGGACAGAGUGAACAUAUGAAUCAUGCUUUAAGUAAUCUUGUUGCUGGACAUCAACAGUAUCAGAAGUAUGGACGUGGGACAUGCAAGUGGCCCGGAUGUGAUCUGGUGUUUGAUGAUCUACAGACUUUUACUAAACACUUAAAUACCGAACACAGCAUGGACGAUUGCACAACAGCCCAAGCACGUAUCCAAAUGCAAGUCGUCUUUCAACUCGAAAUUCAAUUGCAAAAAGAGAAAGAUCGAUUACAAGCAAUGAUGCAUCAUUUGCACCUUACAAAAGAGUCAAUGGCAGCAGCAGCUGCCUUAGAGCAACGAAAUCAAAGUCACCAAAAAAGUGAAGGAAGUAGCAAAACGCCAAUAAUGGACGAACAAUUUAUUCCAUCGCAAGUGCAAAAUCAAUCACCACAGCAACCGUCACCGACAAGUCAACAAAUUCAUCAAAAUUCACGUAUACGAUCACCAUUGCACAAUGUGAUGCCAAUAAGGAGAAGGAUUACAGAUAAGAGUGCAAUGUCGUUGUCGGAAAUCCAGCGGAAUCGGGAGUUCUAUAAGAAUGCAGAUGUUCGACCACCAUUUACUUAUGCAUCACUGAUUAGACAAUCAAUUAUUGAAUCGCCCGAUAAGCAAUUAACAUUAAAUGAAAUUUAUAAUUGGUUUCAAAACACAUUUUGCUAUUUUCGACGAAAUGCAGCGACGUGGAAGAAUGCGGUGCGUCACAAUUUAUCGCUCCAUAAAUGCUUUAUGAGAGUUGAGAAUGUAAAAGGAGCAGUUUGGACUGUAGAUGAAAUAGAAUUUUACAAAAGGAGACCGCAACGUUGUACGUCGUCGUCUGGUAAUGGAGGUGGAAACGGAAAUGGACCGCAAUGCGAUGGUGGACACAAUGCUGUCGGGAAUCUUCAACGAGGUCCACGAUCAUUGCACAGCCCAUCACAGAAUCAGAUGUAUGGUGAAAAUAUGGCUUUGAAUUUGCAGAAUUUCUGGCUCUCACCAUCAAAUCUCUUAGAUGACAAUGGAACAAUGGCAAAUCAUAUCAAACAUGACAAAUUUCGCUCACAAUCACUGAGCCCAUCAAGAUCUCCAAAUGGCGUGCAGAACUUUAGCAAUUCUCACGAGAAGCUCGACUCUCACAUGGAAAUGAUGAAUGCAUACAGCUUCGAUCAUCAUCGACGCAAGUCACGAUUAUCACCAAGAAGCUUAAAAGAGCGUUUUUAUCAUUCACGCAACGACAGCUUAAACUCACCGGAAGAUUCAGAAAAUGCAUCAUCAGCUGCAUAUCAUAAUCAUCAUGCUGAGAAUCUCGUGAAACAUGAAGUUUUGAGCAACUAUGGUGAUGAUGAGGAUGAAAAGAUGGAAGAUGAAGUUGAGGAUUUGAGUAAAAAUUAAGAAUUUUUUAAAAAAAAAUUUAAGGAUUUUUUUGUGAAAAAAAAUGAAAUUAAAUUUCGUCAUAUCAAAAAAUGAAAUAUUUGAGGAAAAAAAUGUUUAAAUUUUAGGAAAGAAAUAAUAAUUUUUUGGAAGCUAAAUUUAGAAUUUAGAGUAAUAACAUUUUUUGGAAUGAUCAAAUGGGGUCAAAGUUAUCAUUUAUUGAGUAGCUUAUUGGUUAAAUUAGAUCGAGGCUGUUGCAUUGUGAAACCUUAAGUGAUCUGGAUCCACUUUAUUCAUAAAAAAUGUCGAGACUUGACCCUAUUAUGAAAUAUACUAUUCAAUAAAUACUAACUUUGCCAUCCUUUAAUAAAAAAAAAAUAAAAAAGUUCAACUUAUCAUGUAAAGUAUUUAAUGGAAAAAUGAUGUGGAAGUAAGGUUGUAAAUUAUUAAUUGAGAAAAUCAGAAAUGCACGCCACCAAUAAUUGACAAGUAUUAUUAAAUGUAUGAUAUUAAAAAGUAAUUAAAUAACAUUUAUUUUAAGGAAAUAACUUCAAAUCAAUAUUUAUUGGAUAAAACUAAGGCUAAGGCAUUAAUUAUAAAAAUUUUAAAAAAAUUUAGAAAUUUUUGUCGAAGCCUUGAAAUGGACAUCAAAAUGUGUUGAAAUUUCAUAGGAAAAUCUGGUCGUCGAAAUAAUAAAGAUGAUUAAUUUGUGAGAAAAAAAAUAAUGUCAACGUACCCAUAAUUUCUGUAUAAUGUGUAAAAAAUCCUGUUUCACUUAUCAUAAUAUAAAAAUUUAAAAUAUAACUUUAGUUGAAAUUCAAAUUUUUGUCGA